Messenger RNA from Fragaria vesca subsp. vesca, 2679 nucleotides. RefSeq lists its product as uncharacterized. The coding region runs from base 1 to 2679 and encodes 892 amino acids. Gene Ontology annotation, cellular component: microtubule; kinesin complex. NCBI's taxonomy places the organism in Eukaryota, Viridiplantae, Streptophyta, Magnoliopsida, Rosales, Rosaceae. Gene Ontology annotation, biological process: microtubule-based movement. Gene Ontology annotation, molecular function: microtubule motor activity; ATP binding; microtubule binding. The record is from RefSeq and is a predicted model, not a curated record. The transcript has 24 exons.
AUGGACCCCACAAUCCUGGACCAGUGUCCAUCCACGGUGACGGUGCGGCGUAACCCUCACCGUAGAGCGAGGCCGUUAACUACUCCGGCAACCGCAGCAGCCGGAAUUCCAACUCCGUCAUGUACAACUGUGCCUAAAGUCCCUUUCCCGACGGAAGAGAUCCUCUCCAUGGACAUAUCCAACUCGAAACCCGACCCGGAGAAUCUCCGAGUCUUCCUCCGAAUUCGACCUCUGCUGAAGCCCUCGGACAAACGGAGCGGCGUCGCCGGAGAUUCGAAGGCCAGAUCCAAGAACGUGUGGCCGCAAAACCCUAGGAACGCGGCGAGAGAGCAACAGAAGAAGAAGAAAAGCCCUAGCGCCGAGGUCUGUGUCAAGGUGAACAGUGCUCGCUCGGUGACGGUGUCGCCGCCUCUAGCCUUGCAGGAGCCUAAUCGGCUCAAGUCUGAGGUCUACGAUGGGUUCUCACACGUCUUCUCCCCCGAUUCCUCUCAGGAAGAGGUGUAUGAGACGAUGGUUAAGCCUCUGGUAGAGGAUUUUUUGAGGGGGAAGAGUGGAAUGUUGGCAGCAAUGGGGCCUAGUGGCUCCGGCAAGACUCAUACAGUCUUCGGUUGCCCGAGGGAGCCCGGAAUGGUACCCCUUGCGCUUCAACACAUAUUUAAGCGAGCUCGGGGUAGCAGUACCGAGUCUCCGAGGUCAUUUUUCAUAUCGAUGUUUGAAAUAAGUACUGAAAAAGGUAAAGCAGAGAGAUGGAUUGAUUUAUCUCCGAAUGGGGGUGAAAUAACCAUGCAACAAUCUAAUCUGAAAGGCCUACAAGAGAUAGCCAUUUCUGAUGCUCGACAGGCAGAAUCCUUAGUUGCUCAGGCAAUGCAAAAACGUGCCACUGCAACAACAAAUUCAAACAGCCAGUCAAGCCGGUCACAGUGUAUUAUUAACAUCCGAGGUGUUGCCCACAAGUUUGAUGGAGGGGAUAACAAUAAACCAAAUGAAGUUGUCCUGAGUAUUGUUGACCUUGCUGGAGCUGAAAGAGAAAAGAGAACUGGGAAUCAGGGAGCAAGGUUGCUAGAAAGUAAUUUCAUCAACAACACAUCAAUGGUUUUUGGCUUGUGCUUGAGAUCCUUAUUGGAGCAUCAGAAGAACCCUAAGAAGCCAAUGCAAAAGCACUUUCAGAACUCAUUGGAUUCUGUUACUGAUGCUAUGAUAUCUGGACAGUUGACCAAGUACUUAAGAGACUAUUUGGAAGGCAGGAAGAGGAUGUCAUUGAUCUUAACAGUCAAAUCAGGUGAAGAAGAUUAUCGUGAUACAUCUCACCUGCUAAGACAGGCCUCACCUUAUAUGGAAAUCAAGUUUAAUAAUGCUGAAGACUCUUCAAAUAUUCCUAACAAACGUCAUAUACAGACUUUGUCUAGAACUGAGCACCAUAAAAGAAUGAAAUUAACAGGUUCUGAGUCUUGUAUGAUUGAACAAGAGAAAAGCAUCGAAACUGAAGCUGGAGCAACCAAGGAAGUGGCACAAAGAAUCUGCAAGUCGGAAAUGAGUGGUGGUCCAAAACUGUGUUAUGUUGAUGCCGCAGAUGGAGAGAGAAACCAUCAGAUUAUGCAGAGUUUUGCUAAAACUAUAUGGAAUGUCUUGAAGGAGUAUAACAAAAAACUAAAGGUGGCGAAUAACGAAAUCAAGAAUCUCAGGGAAAGUCUCAUGACUGAAAAAACAAGACAUCUUGAGCUGGAAAAAGAGCUGACAGAUAUCAAGUCCUGCUGCACAUGCUCCCACAUAAAAUCCAAUGUUGAUCAGGUUUCCUACUCAGGCAGAUGUGACAACAAUGGCAGACCCAAAAGAUUGGACUCGGCUUCAAAAGAGGAUGACAAAAUUUUCUCUGAGGUGCAGGGCUUUGGGUGUGUUGACAAUGGACCUGAUGUUAAUGCCGCUAUGAUUCAGAGCCAUACUGAUGAAAAACAAUUUGAUGCUACUGUGAAAACUUCGGAUGUUGGCGAUGAUAGUAAUCCGUGCCUUGGACCUGGAAACACAGACCACUGGAAUCACCAGAUAUGCGAGGGCAUCUCUGGCAGUGAACAUGGUGUGGAAGAUGCGUCUGAGCCUAAAUGUGUACGAAUAGAGGAUAGUUAUUCUAAUGCAGACAUAGCAGGUCUUUUGGUGAACUCUUCUGAGUCGGUUGGUCUUCAUAGAAAGGAUAGCUGCUCAUCAGUGGAGCUCGAUGACCUGCUGAGUGAAGAGGACGAGGGAUAUGAAUCAUCAGAUGCUGUAUAUACUGAACAUUGCACUAGCGCUGACGGGUCUAGACUUGAUACUUCUUCCAAGGCUUUGCAAAUGGACAAGUCAGAAAGGAGAGUUUUGCCUGUUUCAUCUCUAUUGCCAAGUUCUAAUGUUAAGAAUGAUAUCGGGAAGUCAAAGGAAUCAUUUGAUCUGCCAGCAUCACCGAAGGAAGAUGUUGUUUCAACAAAGGAGUGUAACAUUACCGAUGUGCCUGACAGUGAACCAAGAGUAGAUAUACCUACCAAGCCAGAGAAACCAAAAAGGAGACUGUUGCCCGCCUCAGCUACCUUAUUAAGAAAUUUCAGUACCUUGGACCCUGAGGAUGAUAAUGAGAAACCAAAGGAGCUCGCAUUGUUGAAGCAAAUGUUAUACUUGCAGUACUGGUUCAUCUAUUAUGUGAUGAAGAUAUAA